GGGAGGAAACGCAACGCGUGCUAUACGGGCUAUUAGAAAGUGUAAUGUUUAUUGUGCGAUGCUGUCAGUGGGCAAGCCCGUGUCGCUAGUCCAGCAGAAGAAGCAACAGUGGGCCCAGGAGAGAGAGGAGAUGUCACACCUUUAUCUACCGUGGGGUUCUGGCGAGCGUUACACUAGUCGUUUGCAAGUACGAAACCAAUUUGCAAGUUCUCUUGAAUUGCACAAGCAAUCCUCAUACGAAUAUCAAGAGCCGAUACAGCGGCAGAGAAGUCCAAGCCUACCUCCUAUACACAAUGUCGAUCUCAAUAAAUCACUAGAAGAUAAAAGACACAAGGAAGUUUUAAAUAGAAACCUGUCCAGCGCUAAAAGAUUUGCUUUUUACGACGAAGAUGCAGAAGGUGAUACUUCAGGAUAUGGCAGUGAAACUCUAAACAUCAAGAACCAGUGCGAGUCGUUCCACGGCGCACCCCUUCACCUUAGAAACAAUAACAUUGUCGCCUGGCAAGAAAAUGGAAAAGAUAACAGGAAACAACAUUCAAGCGGGCGGUCAGGUAUGACGGACGGUGCUUUAUCCGCGCGGAGCACAUCCGGCCCUGAGGAGGGACGGCCGCGAUGGGGGGACAGGGGCGUCGCUACCGGCAGGCUGUGGGAACCCACUGCCCCCACCGCUAGACUGCCUCAGAUGCCAAAUCAAAAGAAGGGUACACCGUCAUGGGUCGAACGUGGCCUGAACAUGAUCGAUAGCGCGUCUGAUGUUCUCGUCAUUGACCAAGGAAGUUCUACUAAUUCGGGGUUGGAUUGCGAUCGAUCAUCCUAUAAUGGAAGCGAUGAGGGCAGAACAUUUCUAAGAGGACAAAAUGCUCCAUUAGAGCCCGAAAUUAAAGCUCAAAGAGAAAAUAAGCGAAUAAAAGCCUUAGAGUUACAAUCUGCUAUACUAAGUCAAUUAGAGGAACGAGAGAGAUUCCGACAGGAAGAAAGGGAAAAAAAGUUAAGGGAAGAGCGUAUUGAAGAAUUAAGAAUUCAAAAGCAACAGGAAGAAGACAGGCUUAGACUUGAAGAAGAAAAAAGAAGAAGCAAAGAAAAACAACUCUUUGAGCAACGCAAAUUGGAAACCCUAAAAAGAGCUCUUGAAGAUGCGGAAAAAAAAGCAAGGCAGGAUAAAGAGAAGAAAUUUAAUUUUCAUAGACAAACAGCUUUAUUAGUUAAUGAAUCGAUCGGUCAAGAAAAAUUGAAUGACAUCGUUACAUGCGACACAACACAGUUGAGUCCCACAAAAACUUCUAGUCCGUCUAAAACUCAUAGAACCUACAAUGUUCAGUCAGCGACAAGUCAAAAGGAAAAUAACUCCCAACAAACUUCGGCUUUUAAUUCACCUAGGUCUUUAGCAGCUAGUAAUUUAAAUUUGUUUAUCCAUAAUGUGCCACCUCUUACUCUAACGGAUAAUCAAUUUAAUAUAGUGCCAAUUGGUAUUACCAGUGCUACUGAGAUAGUGAAUGGCCAGUCAAAUAAUAUACAACUAGCAGUAUUGGUACCACAAACUAAGAAUGUAUACAGUAUGUCAUUAAAUUCUAUUGACAAUAUUCAUGAAUUAGGAGAAAUUCAGAAAAUACUUACGCCUAGUAAAUAUCGUUCUCUUAGAACAAAGAAUGCAUGUACACAGACCGAUACAGACUUUGUUUGUAAAUCGUUUUACGAAAGAGUAGAAAAAGAAGAAAUUGAAAGAACGAUUGAUAGGCAUUACCCAAAUAUAGAUGAAAAUGCACCUCAGGACCAUCGGAGUACCAUAAAAAAAGACCGACGUUUAAGGUCGGAAGAAAGGUACAAAAAGGAUAUAGAAAGUCGUCCUAAGUGGGGCGCAAACCGACCUGUGGCACAAUAUAAAAAACAAAGUGAAAAAGAUCCAUUCUAUACACAAAAAAGAAAAAUACGUCAAAAACACCGACCACACGUACGGCAAUACAUUUCUCAAUCUAGUGAUGACAGUCGGUCUCCUAGUCCACAAACUAGAAGUGAAAAAUCUAACAACAACGUAAAUCAAAGGCACUCAUUAAGUCAAUCUUAUUGGAGGAAUAAGAGAUGUAGUCUAGAUUACUCAGCAAAUAAUACAUGUGAAAUAGCUAAUAAUACAGUUCCUGAAUUUACAUCUUCAGCUCAAAUAACAGGUGUCGUUAAAAUAGAACAAAAGAAAUCUCCCAAAGUAUCUCCAUCGAAAAGGCUUACUUUGUCUCAAAAGUUUAUUAAUGACAAAUAUGGCAGCCGAAAGAUAUGGACAGAUGAUGUAAAUGACCGAUCUUCUAAAUAUUGUUUGAGUGAUCUAGAUAACCCGAGAAGAAACAGUGAUAAAAUGAGUAUACUAACUCGUAAAAAAGAUAUCAAUGAAAAAUCUGAACCCCAAGAAAAUUCCAUGUCGAAGUUGAAACUUUGAAAUAUAAAUAUAAAACACUUAUUUAUAA
This is a messenger RNA of Pararge aegeria (speckled wood butterfly), 2453 nucleotides long. RefSeq lists its product as uncharacterized. The transcript has 5 exons. Gene Ontology annotation, cellular component: cilium; microtubule. The coding region runs from base 59 to 2425 and encodes 788 amino acids. Gene Ontology annotation, biological process: cilium assembly. NCBI's taxonomy places the organism in Eukaryota, Metazoa, Arthropoda, Insecta, Lepidoptera, Nymphalidae. The record is from RefSeq and is a predicted model, not a curated record. Gene Ontology annotation, molecular function: microtubule binding.